ACAUAGAUAGGAACACAAUGACCGUCUGAGAUAAGGUACAGCUCGUACGUAUAGUAUACUUAACUUAAUAUAUGUUGUAUCAUGUAACUAUACUUUGUGUUCUGUUCUCUCAUAAAUAGCCUCCUACCAGCAUUCAAGAAUAUAUUUGGCCCCAACCCCAGUCUACCUCCUCUCGCUAUUAUAUCAUUCACUCAUUUUCAGCUUCAGUUUUCUUUUGCUCUCAAGUCCAUAUUCAAUAUCACUUGCUAUUUCAAAACAGCGCGGAGUAAAAUGGAACAACAGCAAGCGGGUAGUUCUUCUUCUAACCCAACAACAUUACCUACACCUAGUACUGAUAGGAGUCCCUCGAGAGAUGAUAUAGGAGGCUCCCAACAUUCACGUCGGGUAGAACCUACAAACCCUCUCGCGUCGCCGUCAGUCUCACGCCCGGCAUCUAGUGAGAGCUCUGGUGUUAUUACUAGGCGACCAGCUGCGCCACGGUAUUUUCACUCGCGAAGGAUUAAAAAAGGAGAAGAAGUAGAGAAGCCCUGGCUCAAAAAAAGGGACCACAGGGAGAAAUGGGUCACUAUUCUUCCUAUUACGGGGUUCUUAGUGGGUUUGGGCAUAUCUGCUUUUCUGGUAUGGGACGGGCUACGAUCCGUCGCCAAGCAUAAUUACUGCUUAGUACUUGAAGAUAAUUUCGCGAACUUCAACGAUAACGUAUGGACAAAAGAGGUCCAGGUCGGUGGCUUUGGCAACGGCGAAUUCGAACAGACUACCGGAGAUGAUGAGAAUGUCUAUGUAAACAGUGGUCAUCUCUUCAUCAAGCCGACCCUUCAAGAUGCAAACCUAAUCAACAAAGAUUCUCUAAUCAACCUCUUGGAAGAUGGAACCUGUACUUCCAAGAAGCCAUCUGAUUGCAUAGCUGCGACUAAUACCACUGCCGGGAAUGCAACCAUCGUCCCUCCUGUUAAAUCUGGCCGUAUUCAUACCAAGAAAGGCGCAACAAUCAAAUACGGCCGCGUCGAAGUUACCGCUAAACUUCCCCAGGGAGAUUGGCUCUGGCCGGCCAUCUGGAUGAUGCCCGUUAACGAUACAUACGGGCCUUGGCCAGCCAGCGGCGAGAUCGAUAUUAUGGAGAGCCGGGGGAACAACUGGACAUACGCUCAAGGCGGCAAUGAUAUCGUGUCGUCGGCUCUGCACUGGGGGCCAGAUCCUAACAACGACGCGUGGUGGAAGACUAACGUAAAGCGCAAGGCUUUGCAUACAACAUACUCUUCCGGUUUCAAUACUUUCGGCGUCGAGUGGUCCCAGAAAUACCUCUUCACCUAUGUCAACUCCCGCCUCCUGCAGGUCCUCUACACCAACUUUGAUGAACCGCUCUGGACACGUGGUGGUUUCCCUGAGGCCUCCAGCAACGGUUCACGUCUAGUGGAUACCUGGUCGCGCACGGGACGUUUCAGCACCCCUUUUGACCAGAAAUUCUACCUGAUAUUGAACGUUGCCGUUGGUGGCACUAACGGUUGGUUCGAGGAUGCACAGAGCGGUAAGCCGUGGAUUGACAACAAUCCCAACACCAAGAAGGACUUUUGGAACGCGCAGAAUUCGUGGUUACCAACUUGGAUCAGUCCGGCAAUGGAAGUAAGCAAGGUUAUCAUGUGGCAACAGUGCGACGGGAAUGAGGAGUUGUAAUUGGGUAAAUCUCCGUAGUUGUUCAGGUUUCUAAGUAGGAGAGGGCUUGGAAAGAUAAGCACACCCGACAUUUCUUAGCCUUACAGAUACAUUAUAAUAUUCAUAAUAUUCAUGUAGCGACGACCUCGAUGUCACAAAGCAUUAGAUUAGUCUACUAAAGUUUUUAAUGACGACUUUGCGAUUACAGA
Molecule: messenger RNA, 1859 nt
Organism: Daldinia loculata
Lineage: Eukaryota; Fungi; Ascomycota; Sordariomycetes; Xylariales; Hypoxylaceae
Product: glycoside hydrolase family 16 protein
Exons: 2
Coding region: 271-1671 (466 amino acids)
Biological process (GO): carbohydrate metabolic process
Molecular function (GO): hydrolase activity, hydrolyzing O-glycosyl compounds
Source: RefSeq, a predicted model, not a curated record